This is a messenger RNA of Antechinus flavipes (yellow-footed antechinus), 1498 nucleotides long. RefSeq lists its product as uncharacterized. Bases 331 to 738 code for a protein of 135 amino acids. The record is from RefSeq and is a predicted model, not a curated record. Lineage: Eukaryota; Metazoa; Chordata; Mammalia; Dasyuromorphia; Dasyuridae. The transcript has 3 exons.
GGGAAGGCACUAGCAUCAGGGACAUCGGGUAAGGCCUCCGGCAGAAGCUUUGGGCUGGGGUCUCCUUCUGCCCAGCAGCUGCCAGUUCCACGGACGAGCAAAGUGCCUGAUGAGGACAAGGGCUGUUCGCUUCAUUGCUUUGAGAAGCAUCGAGAGGCCCCAGAGCUAUCUAGAAUGGAGGCACCGGGGUGGGCGUGGGUGCUUCCUUGGAGACCCCACUCGCCCCCAGGCUGUGCACACCUGAGCUGUCAGGUUCACCUCCGCACCUAUAUGCGAGCAUGGACAGCCAUUUCCUUCUCAGUUUCAUAGUGGGACAUAAGGGGAAGAGGAAUGGCUGCGGCUCUGGGCCCGGCUCGCUCCCGGGAGCUCGAGGCCCCAGGGCACAGUCCGGCCCAGCCCAGCCCAGCCCAGCCCUUGGGCCCAGCCCAAUCCACUGCGAAGAGGACUCUCUCAGUGGCUGGGGGAGGGGGGGCCCGACUCGGCGACCGCGGGGCCCGGGCUGAGUCCAGGGGCCUCUUCGGCCUCCGUCCCCCUCCGCUCUCUCCACCCUCCCCCUCAGGUGCAGCGCGUAUCCCUCCGCCGCGGCGAGCUUUCCCUGUAUGUAGCCCUAGGAUCGGGCUUGUCGGCAAUACCCGGAUGGAAGGGUUAUGGCCGCCAUCGGGGACUCGCCCGCCAUGGAGCUCACGCCAGAUAUCAUCUCUUUUGAUCAGUGUUCCUGAUUGUGGCUUUUUUUUUUAACAAGCAUUGUAUUGUGUGCCUUUUGUUCCUUGAAGAAGAGGGGUGCUAAAGAUUGAAGUACUGGAGUUUAGUCUUUCUUUAAAUAUAAGCUCCUUUAUCUACCCCAGGACUACUUAAAAAGAUACCAGAAAGUAUGGAAACUGGAAAAGGAGUUUUGCCAAAGAAGCUGGCAGAAUAAUUGGGGAAACUCCAGGAAUAGGAGAAGGGGUAUUAGUGCGUGGCAGUGCCUUGGCUGGGGACAGCUAAUCUCAAGAGUGAUGGUGAUACAACUGGAGCUUUCUAGGAUUCUGAGUGCUGAGUGCAGACACUCAAAUCCCGGAAGCCAGUGGGUAGAUACCAGUGAACCUGGUCACUGGUUCAAGAUCAAAUUGGGCCUAACCAACCAUUCAAGAUUGUUACAAGACAAUGGCUGAGGCUGGAACUGACAUCAAUCCCUACAUCAUGCGCAAGACUAAAAAAAAAAUAGGUGAAAAUAGAAGACAAUUUGAUGUAUAGAAGGAAAAAUGAGUAAUGUGUUACCCAAGAGGAAAACUCCAAAGAAGAAUGACUUCAAAGACUGGGGCAGAAACUUUAGGGGGAAAAAGGCAUUUACCACAAAAAAUAACAAGAACCCUUGGAAGACAUGAAACAUAUUAUUUAAAAAAUGAAGUAAAAAUGUAAAGGAAAAAUUGGAACUUGUUUCAUUAAUUUCAAAUGGAAAAUGAAAAUACCUAAGUAAUGGAGUCCCUGAAAAUUGAAAUAAACAGAAUCUAAAAACUGA